AUGGAAUUCGGACUUGAGAAAUGUGCCAAAGCCAGUUUCAUGAAAGGUAAACUGGCCUCAACUGGAAACAUAAUAAUAGAUGAUGACACAGAAAUACAAGAGUUGGACCAGGAAGGAGUAUACAAAUACCUGGGUGUAGAUGGAAGUGAUGGUAUCCAGCAUAGCAAAAUGAAAGAGAAGAUAAGAAAAGAAUAUAAUAGGAGAGUAAGAUUAAUCCUAAGAACUGAGCUCAAUGGAAGAAACAAAAUAGAAGCUAUCAAUAGUCUUGCAGUCCCAGUUGUGCAAUAUAGCUUUGGCAUCAUUGACUGGAAAAUGUCACAACUGAAGAAGAUUGACACAAAAACACGCAAACUAUUGAACAUGCACAAGAUGUUACAUCCUAAGGCAGAUGUGGAAAGGCUGUACAUCCCAAGAAAAGAUGGAGGUAGGGGCCUGAUUGAUGAAGAAACAGCAUUCAAAACUGCAACAAUAGGGCUUGAUCACUAUCUGAAGCACAAGGAAGGGUAAUAUCCAAAGCAGGUGCUUGAACAUGAAAGAUCUAAAGCCAAAAAUUCAAUAUCCAAGAAUGCUACUAAAUUCAAAAGGGAGGUAACAAUGCCAGAGAUUGAGAACAGAGAAGAUAAAUGUGCCUCUGAAAAUGCUAAAGCCCUGAAACACGUGUUUAAGUCCAGGAUGAAGUCAAUGAAAGAAGAAAAGUGGAAAAACAAAGCAUUGCAUGGCCAGUAUCCAAAGAUCCUAGAGAAGCCUCAUGUAGACACAGUCACCACCAACAAAUGGUUGUCAAGUAAUUUGAAAGGAGAAACAGAGGGACUACUUGUUGCAGCUCAAGACCAGGCAAUAAACACCAGAAACUACCAGAAAGUAGUAUGUGGCCAGCAAGUAGAGAGCAAAUGCAGAUUGUGUUCGCAACAUGAAGAGACAGUGGACCAUAUUGUAUCUGGAUGUGAGGUAUUAGCCAAAACAGAGUACAUCUCCAGGCACAAUAAUGCUGCAGCAUAUCUCCAUUGGAGCAUAUGUAUAGAUCAUGAUAUAGAGAUUACAGACAAAUGGUACGAACACGAACCACAGACCGUGAUACACAAUAAAGAUAACAACAUCACCAUCAUGUGGGACAUGCCAGUCAAUACUGACAGAACUAUAACAGCGAACAGACCAGAUAUCAUCGUUAAAGAUUCAGUGAAUUCCACCUGCAAAGUUAUUGAUAUGACUGUUCCAUCAGAUAGAAACAUCGCACUGAAGGAAACUGAAAAAAAACGCAAGUACAAAGACCUAGAACUAGUGAUCCCUGUGUUUGUUGGUGCGCUUGGUACAGUGAAGAAGGGUAUGGUAGAAAACAUCAAGAAAGUAUCAGAAAGAGCUAAUAUGACAGAGAUUCAAAAGAUCUGCAUGCUGGGAUCUGCACGAAUCCUCAGAAAGGUGCUCAGUAUAUGAACAGAAUGAUUGACUUGAGUGACUGACGCUCUAGGUGCAUGGUUUGCGCCCGGCUGAUGCACAAAAAGAACACCAGCAAAGACUGUGA
Porites lobata is the source of this 1519-nucleotide messenger RNA. The record is from the annotation of a GenBank genome assembly. Lineage: Eukaryota; Metazoa; Cnidaria; Anthozoa; Scleractinia; Poritidae.